Molecule: messenger RNA, 4344 nt
Organism: Venturia canescens
Lineage: Eukaryota; Metazoa; Arthropoda; Insecta; Hymenoptera; Ichneumonidae
Gene: Oseg1
Product: intraflagellar transport protein Oseg1
Exons: 14
Coding region: 443-3967 (1174 amino acids)
Biological process (GO): protein localization to cilium; intraciliary retrograde transport; non-motile cilium assembly
Cellular component (GO): intraciliary transport particle A; non-motile cilium
Molecular function (GO): protein binding
Source: RefSeq, a predicted model, not a curated record
UUUUUUCAUCUGAUUCUGUGGCUUUGUUCGGUUAUGUUGGAUUUAUAAUUUUUCUAGGAAUCCAGGAAAUUUAUGGAUUGUAAAACACGUUCCCUCCCGCCGCCGGUGUCCGAUGUAGAAAACCAUGCAUCGUGAAUAUCGUUGAUGACUCGCGCCGAUUUUUUCACAAACCCCCAACCGAAAGCCAUCUUUUUAUUAUUUUCAUUGCGUUUCCCUGGUUACCGAAUACAAACUAACGUCAAAACAAAUUGUUUCUCGUAGCAUCAUCACAUAAAGAAAGAAUCAAUGCCAACCCCGUUGUUUUGUUGUUCCUGUUACCGUUGUUGUUUUGAAGCAUUUAUAGAUUCUCGAACAAUUCAAACGCGCGAAUAAAUAUAAUUGAACUUCUAUACUCACAGGCUAAAGUCGCGGUAGCGACUCGAGAUAAGUAUUAUUUAAAAGUAUGAGAACUCAUCCGACGUGGGUUGACAAAGUUCAAGAUAAGACAGAGCAAUGCAGCAUUUACGAUUUGUGCUUCAAUCCAGACGGCACUCAAUUAGUUGUGGCAGCUGGUCAACAAGUUCUUGUUUAUGAAACAACCAAAGGUGCUUUAAUUCAGCCCCUGAAAGGUCACAAGGACACUGUAUAUUGCGUGUGUUAUGCCAGAGAUGGCAAAAAAUUUGCUUCUGGAGGAGCAGACAAAGCUGUCAUUAUUUGGACAUCGAAAUUAGAAGGCAUAUUAAAAUAUUCUCACAAUGACGCCGUUCAAUCCAUGCAAUUCAAUCCGGUAUCCCACCAGCUACUCAGCUGCUCCAUCUCAGACAUGGCAUUUUGGUCCUCCGAACAGAAAGCUGUUCAAAAGCACAAAUCUGGAGGUAGAGUUAAUUGUUGCGCCUGGACAAAAGAUGGACAAUAUUUGGCUAUCGGUUUGGCAGCGGGAUACGUCUCGAUAAGAAAUAAGAAUGGGGAUGAAAAAACACGAAUAGAACGAUCCGGUGGCGGAUCAGCGAUCUGGAGUCUGUCUUGGAGUCCGAUAAGGGACGAUUCGGUGGACAUACUUUGUAUUGCCGAAUGGGGAGGAACAAUAUCAUUUUGGACGAUAGCCGGACGACAAAUCGGUCGUGAAAGAGCGACUAACUUUAUACCAUUGAAAGUGACACACUUUCCGGAGGGUCAAUACAUUCUUGUUUGCGGUAGCAACGAAAAGUGCCUUUUGAUGACCCAUGAGGGAAUACAAUUGACAACAGUCGGUGAGCCUUUUUCUUCGUGGGUCUGGAGUUGCGCAGUUCAUCCUUCAUCCUCUCACGUUGCGAUCGGUUGUCAGGAUGGUACGAUCAAGUAUCUCGAAUUAUCGUGGAACGUUGUUCACGGUUUGUACGGUGACAGAUACGCCUAUCGUGAAAAUAUGACUGACGUUAUAAUUCAACACCUUGUGACGAAUCAAAAAGUACGAAUAAAGUGCAAGGAUCUCGUGUGUAGAAUCGCGGUUUAUCGAGACCGUCUGGCGGUACAGUUGCCCGAGAGAGUUAUUAUCUACGAGCCCUCGGGCAAUACCGAGGGCAUGCAUUAUCGAAUACGAGAAAAAUUAUCACAGACACUCGAGUGCAAUUUAUUAGUGAUCACAUCGAAUAAUCUUGUACUAUGUUUGGACAAACGUUUGCGAAGCUUGUCGUUCUCGGGUGCGAUAGAACGAGAGUGGAUUCUCGACAGUCCUAUAACGUACAUCAAAGUUGCGGGUGGACCAGCGGGAAAAGAGUGUUUAAUUGCGGGUCUAAAAUCGGGUCAAGUGAUGAAAAUAUACGUGGACAAUCCUUUCCCAGCGCAUCUCGCUAAAGUCGAGGGUGCGGUCAGAUGCUUGGACAUAAGUUCGAUGAAGGAAAAACUUGCGGUUGUAAGCGAGACGACCGGUCUCCUCACCCUUUUCGAUCUCUACACCGAUGAAAAGUUGAAAGAAUACGAUAACGUUACGAGCGUCGCAUUCAAUCGUGCUUUCGAGGAUAUAAUGUGUUUUUCCGGCAGCGAUUAUUUGGCUAUCAAAGUUGCCAAUUUUCCCGAGUACAAACAGAAGUUCAGUGGUUUUGUCGUGGGUCACAACGGCUCGAAACUUUACUGCUUGAAUGGGUCAUCCAUCGUCACUGUCGAGAUACCACUGUCGUCCUCGAUGUAUCAAUAUCUUGAAAUCGGAAUGUUCGAGGAGGCUUACGCGGUCGCUUGUCUCGGAGUUGCGGAGAGCGAUUGGCUCGCACUGGGCAUAGCGGCCCUCGACAAAUUGGAGUUGAACGUUGCGUAUUCAGCGUUCGCGAGACUCAAGGAGCUCCGUUACAUUGAGAUCGUUUCCGAAGUCGAGGACAAACUCAAGUCCGGUGAAUGGGGUCGGGAAGCUUGUAUGGCGACUGCGGCAGCUGCUAUGGGGAAAUUCCGUGACGCAGCGAGAUUGUAUCAGAAAGCUGGCUUACAACAGUACGCUCUUGAUAUGUAUUCUGAUUUACGAAUGUUUGAUAUUGCUCAAGAGUUCAUCACAACUGGCAAUACUCAGGAUCGAACAAUUCUUUUGAGACGAAGAGCGGAAUGGGCGAAAAGUUUAGGAGAGCCAAGAGCAGCCGCAGAAAUGUUUCUCUCAGCGGGUGAUGUGCAAAGAGCGAUAAGCAUCAUAGCCGAAUACGGUUGGAUCGAUAUGCUCAUUAAAGUUGGUAGACAACUGGACAAAGCCGAGCGGGACAGUCUCUCGCUGAUCGCCAAGAAAUUACGACAGCUCGGAGCGACUCACGGUGCGGCCGAAAUUUUUAGUCGUCUCGGUGACGAUCCGGACGUUGCGGACGUUCUCGUUGAGGCGCAGGCUUGGCCCGAGGCUUUCGAGCUGGCAGAGAGAAAUCCGAAGUUAAAGUCCAGAGUUUAUGGCCCUUAUGCGAGAUGGCUCGCCGAAACGGGGCGGUUUUCCGAGGCGCAGGAAGCUUUCCAAAUGGCUGGUCAGCCUGAAGAGUCCAUCGGAGUACUCGAGACUCUCGCCAAAAAUGCAGUCACUGAGAGGAGAUUUCGUGACGCUUCCUACUUCUAUUGGCUCUUGUCUCAGCUCAGCCUCAAUUUGACUAAAAAUCCAGAAGACUUGAAACUUACGUUUUUCUCAUACUCGGACAAGGCUGACGUUUAUUACGCUUAUCACGAAGUCUUCAAGUAUCUGGAAGAGCCUUUCACCUCCCUAAUGCCUGAAGCUCUCUUCAACAUCUCACGAUACUUGCUCAUGAAAACUCAGGGCAUCCACGUCGAAGGAAUAUCCAAAUUAACGAUAACUUACGCUCUCGUUAAGCAGGCGCGUUUAUUAGGUGCUAACAAAUUGGCGAUGCAAUUACUCGAGCGUUUGAGGAGUAUGAAAAUUCCGAACAACCUGUCAGCACAGAUAGAAAUUUCGACUCUCGGUGCUCGUGCUUAUCAGUACAGAGAUCCAGAAGAAUUGUUGCCUCUUUGCUACAGAUGCUCCACGUUCAACGCACUUUUACCCGCCCAAAAUGCACCGAGCAAUCAGUGCGUCCAAUGUGGUCUCAAAUUUCAACACUCUUUCGUUAUGUUCGAAAUUCUACCCUUGAUCGAGUUCGAACUUGACGAGAGCAUAACGGACGAAGAGGCACAGCGAUUGAUCGAAGAAUCCAUUUACAUCGACGAUGGCAAUGUUCUCGUCGAAGACCAAUUGACGUUGCGCUCCAACGAGGCUGAUCUUUUCACCGCGAGAUUAAUGCGUUACGAGGAAAAAUUGGGCGGUUCGACGAUCAAAGUGGGUCGAAAAGUGUUGAAGAGUAUGGAGCCCUCGAGCGUCCUGAUCGUUAAAUGGCCAAAACCAUUCAAAACAAGAUAUUUUAGAAAUUUGUUGACCGACCUACAAGUUACCUUCUGCAAAUCGUGCCUUAAGUUGUUUCACUCCGACGACUAUGAAUUGGCGUUACUUCGACAUGGACAUUGUCCCUUCUGUCGAUCUGCCAACGCUCCCUCCAAUUAGAAUUCUCAUCACGUACCUGAAAUACUCAUUCUUUUUAUUACGAAUUGUAUCUGAAUUUAUUGCCCACUGUUUUCACAUAUUUUUCUAUGGGGCAUAAAUCAUCGACCCGAAACGUCGAAAAACUUGAAUAUCUUUAUAGUCUGAAAGUUAGCAUUACGCUUCAAAAUCGUCUCCACCCCAGUAGCGAUUGACUGGAUUUACGGCACUUUUUUAAAAAGAACUUUAAUCUUCCAAUUUUUUGAAGUCGUUUCCGUUAAAAACAUGCUGUAAAUCUAGCGUUAAAAGCUAAUUAUACGGCCCGUUGUUUGGAUCUGUUUUCUUUUUCGUCCAAGGGCAUAAUUACGAUCCGUCCAAUAAAUAUCGUUGAUUUAUCAAUA